AUGUGGGUAAAACUGCUCUCCGUGGUUGCAGAAUUCUGUUUUUCCCCUUUCCUAGUUACUGAUCGAGAGACAGCUUCAGAUGCCCUGGAGAAAAACUCUCCAUCGUCUGCAGACCCUCAGCAGCCCACUAGCACUGUUGCAGUAGUGGAAGAUUCUAAUACAACAGAGAUUGACAAGGAAGAGAAAAACCAAACCGCUCAAGAUCCUGACUUAACCACUGAAACAAAUCUUCAGUAUGUGGGGGUGAUAAGGAGGAAAAAUGGCAUUCUGCUGCUCACCCUGGUCUCCUUUCUCAUCUUCAUACUCUUCAUCAUCGUCCAGCUCUUCAUAAUGAAGCUUCGGAAAGCACACGUGAUAUGGAAAAAAGAGAAUGAAAUUUCAGAACACACGCUGGAAAGUUACAAAUCGAGGUCAAAUAAUGAAGAAACAUCAUCCCAAGAGAAAAAGGACCAAACUUUCCACUCGAAGAGCUACAUGAACUACAUCACACGGUUGUACUCUGAAGCAAAAACAAAGCGGAAGGACGAUUCACGGAGUUCGAAAUUCAAAGGAGAGCCCGCUCAUAUACCAGAGAGCAUCGUGUAA
Messenger RNA from Puma concolor (puma), 585 nucleotides. It is a transcript of the gene CRTAM, whose product is annotated as cytotoxic and regulatory T cell molecule. Gene Ontology annotation, biological process: detection of tumor cell; cell recognition; positive regulation of natural killer cell mediated cytotoxicity directed against tumor cell target. The record is from RefSeq and is a predicted model, not a curated record. Lineage: Eukaryota; Metazoa; Chordata; Mammalia; Carnivora; Felidae. Gene Ontology annotation, cellular component: plasma membrane. Gene Ontology annotation, molecular function: signaling receptor binding.